CUGCAAUGGGACCAAACCAAAGGCAAAUACAGCGCUGCUCAUGGUACUAGUAGCCCAACAGCCAGCGUAAUCACCGAUGUUGCGGAUGGCACGAUUUCAGCCUCCAGUAAGGAUGCGGUUAACGGUUCCCAACUGAAAGCUACCAAUGACGAUGUCGAAGCCAACACCGCCAAUAUCGCUACUAAUACCAGCAACAUUGCCACGAAUACAGCAAGUAUUGCCACCAAUACCACCAAUAUCACCAACCUGACGGAUUCCGUUGGUGACCUUCAGGCUGAUGCCCUGCUCUGGAACGAAACUAAAAAGGCAUUCAGUGCAGCUCACGGCCAGGAUACCACCAGCAAAAUCACCAACGUUAAAGAUGCCGACCUGACGGCUGACAGCACUGAUGCUGUUAACGGCUCUCAGCUGAAAACCACCA
Molecule: messenger RNA, 421 nt
Organism: Auanema sp. JU1783
Lineage: Eukaryota; Metazoa; Nematoda; Chromadorea; Rhabditida; Rhabditidae
Source: the annotation of a GenBank genome assembly